Molecule: messenger RNA, 3925 nt
Organism: Lynx canadensis (Canada lynx)
Lineage: Eukaryota; Metazoa; Chordata; Mammalia; Carnivora; Felidae
Gene: PI4K2B
Product: phosphatidylinositol 4-kinase type 2 beta
Exons: 10
Coding region: 173-1630 (485 amino acids)
Biological process (GO): Golgi organization; phosphatidylinositol phosphate biosynthetic process; endosome organization
Cellular component (GO): plasma membrane; trans-Golgi network; lysosomal membrane
Molecular function (GO): 1-phosphatidylinositol 4-kinase activity
Source: RefSeq, a predicted model, not a curated record
GCGGCUGGCGGCUGCGCGGGGACAACUGCCGGGCCCGCGCGGAGCGGGGCCGCGAGUUUGUGAGGUGAUCUCGCCCCGACCCAGCGGCUCCGGUCCCCCGCGAUGUCGAGACCAGAGCCGGGCAGCUCGCCUCUCUGAGCUGGUCCCAGCGCGGACGGCACGGAGGGAGGCCAUGGCGGAGUCCUCCGAGCCCGGGCUGCGGGCGUCAGCCGGCGGCGGGAGCUUGGAGGAGGAGGACGAGGAGGAGCGGGAGCCGCUGCUGCCGCGGUUCGCCUGGGCCCAGCCGCCUAAGGGCGCCCCCGGGAGCGCCGUCAGGCUCGUGGAGGCUGCCGGCGAGGAGGGCGCGGCCUCCCCUCGCGAGGCUGGAGACGAGGAACUGCUGCUCCCGUCCCGGGACGCGCCCAGCCGCUCCUCCUGGGGCCUGGGGGUCCUCUCGGGCUCGCCCACCCACCCGAACCGGAAACCGCCCCUGGGUGCAGCAUUGAAUACGUUCCUGGAUGAUCCUGAAUUUGCUGAUGUUAUAUUGAAAGCAGAGCAAGCAAUAGAAUUUGGAGUUUUUCCAGAAAGAAUCUCUCAAGGUUCAAGUGGAAGUUACUUUGUGAAGGAUCCUAAGAGGAAAAUUAUUGGUGUAUUUAAACCCAAAUCAGAAGAGCCUUAUGGUCAACUGAAUCCAAAAUGGACCAAAUAUGUUCAUAAGGUCUGCUGCCCUUGCUGCUUCGGUAGAGGCUGCCUGCUUCCUAAUCAGGGAUACCUUUCUGAAGCUGGUGCCUCCCUUGUGGAUGAAAAGCUGCAUCUGAAUAUUGUACCUAAAACAAAGGUGGUUUGGCUUGUCAGUGAGACAUUUAACUACAGUGCAAUUGACCGUGCAAAAUCUAGAGGCAAAAAGUAUGCUUUAGAGAAAGUGCCAAAAGUAGGUAGAAAAUUCCAUCGGAUAGGACUCCCCCCUAAGAUUGGUUCCUUUCAGUUAUUUGUUGAAGGUUACAAGGAGGCUGAAUAUUGGCUUAGGAAAUUUGAAGCUGACCCUUUGCCCGAGAAUAUUAGAAAACAAUUUCAGUCACAGUUUGAAAGAUUAGUUAUUUUGGAUUACAUCAUCAGAAAUACAGACAGGGGAAAUGACAAUUGGUUAAUCAAAUACGAAAAGCAACAGGGAAAGGAAGUUAAGGAAACGAAAUGGAUUGAUGAUAAAGAAUCACUUAUUAAAAUAGCUGCAAUUGAUAAUGGUCUGGCAUUUCCUUUUAAGCAUCCUGAUGAAUGGAGAGCAUAUCCAUUUCACUGGGCUUGGCUUCCUCAAGCAAAAGUUCCUUUUUCUGAAGAAAUAAGAAACUUGAUUCUACCGUAUAUUUCCGACAUGAACUUUGUGCAAGAUUUAUGUGAAGAUCUUCAUGAACUUUUUAAGACUGACAGAAGAUUUAACAAAGCUACUUUUGAAAGUCAGAUGUCUGUUAUGAGGGGUCAGAUCUUAAAUCUUACUCAGGCAUUGAAAGAUGGGAAGAGUCCUGUCCAGUUGGUACAAAUGCCUUGUGUGAUUGUGGAACGCAGUCAAGGUAGAAAUCAGGGCCGCAUUGUCCACUUCAGCAGUUCAUUCACCCAGACCGUCCACUGCAGGAAGCCAUUUUUCUCUUCCUGGUAGCAGAUGUAAGCGUAAGAGAAAAAAACAUUUGGCAUUAUUAUGUUGUUAGAACAUUACCGCAGGGCGAAUCUGCUGUUAAGAUCUCCAGUUGCCAAAACCUCAAAUAAUGUAAGUCUUUAAAAGGUUAUCUUUUGAAUGUAAUCAAAAGUUUACAGUUUUUUGUCCAAAUAUUAAAUUUCUGUUUCAGGGAAGAAGUGGUAUAUCUCCUAAAUUGUAUUUUUGUAGAAAAAUUGUAUUUUAUGUUGUUUUGUUCGUUUAAAAGGUAAUUUCAUGGUUUACACAUUCUGAAAUGACUGUAAUUACUUUAGAAUUCCAAGUAGAAACAUAAGGUAUUUGUUGACUUUGAAUAACUUUUUGUAUUCUUUAUAAACACUGAGAAGGACGUUGUCUUCACUCUUCUUACAUUAUAAAAGGCCUUCAAGGGUGAAACUGCUCAUGUGAACUUCAGUAGAGUGGUUAAUAGAAAAUCUGGUAAGAAUAAUGUUGCCUUAAUUUAAAAAGCCGCUAUUUUAGAACUUGAAUAAUUGCCCCUAAAGUGACCAUUGUUAGGGAAUGGAAAAUUAUAUCUUGGUUAAGUAACAGGUGACCAUUUUAUUUUCUGUGCUUCAGAAUAUUUUUGGUCAAUUAUUUUGUUAAAGUAAGGGGAAAAAUCUAAAGAUACUCUCCCUUCUUAGAAAAUGGAGGCACUCAGCUGAGACCGGAGAGGAAUGAUACGAAAUUAAAGUAGAUCGCCAAUAUUUUGAAAUUCCACCAUAGCACUAAAAGUCCCUUUUGUUUCUUCCAUGGAAUCAAUUACGUAGUCAAUUAGUACUUUAGAUUACUGAUCUUAGUCUGUGUAGUGCUCCACUUAGUAUUAACUUCACUGAAAAGUAGACCAUACCUCAAAGUGCAUAUUGGAUUGCAUUUUGGGGUCCUAAGGCAUAAGUCCUUAAAAAUAACAGUAGUUAUUAUAGUAUUGUAGGGUAUUGAGGUUACUGAUGCUGAUAUAAUUACAGUCAACUGUAGAAUAUCAGCCCUUGCUAAAGGGGAACAUGACAGAUAACCAUAAAGUCAUUUAGGUUUGAUUUUGAAAACCAGUAUGUCUGACAUGCUAGGAUUUUGUAGCACCGUGAACUCCCGGAUGAUGUAACUUGAGACGAGCCCAGUAUGAAGAUGUGAUUCUGAAGAACCAGAAGCUUCAUCCUCUUCUUCGGGCCCCAAACAAGGAACACCACCACUCAAACUAAACUGGCAGUUUGUGCUCUGGGCCUUCCUUUUUUUUUUCUUUUUUUUUUUUUUUUAGCUUUCUGUCUUGUGAUUUUCUUUUUUUUUUUUUACUUAAGUAUUUUCGUGUAAAAGGUGUUUCCUGAGGGUUCGAUUAGGACGGAAGACAGAUGUGCAGACCCCCCCCCCCUUCCCUCACCCCCCCUGUCUUGGGCUCCAUGGGUGUGGCAAGUGAGAACACCGCUGCCUUAAGGAAAGUUCACUGGACACCUGUGUUCUCCUACCUCCAACCCCGGCCUUCCGUGAUCGUAAUGCUGAGAUCAUGGGAAAUUGACUGGAAAUUCAAAACUCAACUACUAUCUUGAGAUAAAUACUAGUAAUUCAAAUGUGCCUUUUGAAGAUGUGUUCUUAAAUAAGUUGUUAUGUUGUGGGUACUGCUUUCAUAAAACGGUUUUUUCAGUAUUUUGAGAAUUGCUAUAUUAAUUUUUAUAAUGGGAAAACUUAGUAAAUUCCUACUGUUUUAUAUCCUGAAUUUGUUAAAAUAGUGUGCAGAUAUUUUUAAAUGGCCUGACCAGGCUAGAAGAGUAAAGCUGAAAUAUUUAAGAUGUGAUCAUAAGUCAGAAUACAUUGGUUAUAUUUUGUAAAUUUUCAUGAACUUGACUCUUAUUUAAAUAUUGUGUUAAUUUUUUGAAUGAGUAUAUUUAUAGUGUCAAGCUUGGUAGACUAAAGGUAAUAAAAAUCAUUGUCUUAAGGUCACUGUUCUUCUGAAGUAUGUAUAUUGGAUAUUUAGAAUGUUUGUGAACACAUUUAUGUUUCUAAGUGAUGCUAAACCACCAUCCCCCUUGUGUAUUAGUGGUAUAGUUUAAUUCUUUAAAAUUCCAAAAGCCAUGUGUAACUGGAACCUUUAUAAUUGGAGACGAUUUAAUUUUGUUUAAUUAUAUACUUUCUUAUUCUCCCCCAAAUUUGCCAGCAAUUGGAGGCUGUGGAAAACCAGCGGAAGGUUUUUUGCAGACGUAAAAACAAUCAGAAUCACAAAGUUUUUUUUUAUUUAAAGUUUUGUACUGAUGGAAUUAAAACCUUAUUAAAAACAGA